Messenger RNA from Arachis ipaensis, 857 nucleotides. The record is from RefSeq and is a predicted model, not a curated record. Lineage: Eukaryota; Viridiplantae; Streptophyta; Magnoliopsida; Fabales; Fabaceae.
CAGGUUUUUGUCCAGAAAGUGAUUGAGCUGCACGACAAGUACCUUGCAUAUGUAAAUGACUGUUUCUAGAAUCAUACUCUUUUCCACAAGGCUCUCAAGGAGGCUUUUGAGGUCUUUUGCAAUAAAGGUGUUGCUGGGAGCUCGAGCGCAGAACUGCUUGCCACAUUCUGUGACAACAUUCUUAAGAAAGGUGGCAGUGAAAAAUUGAGUGAUGAAGCAAUUGAAGAAACUCUGGAAAAGAAGCUACUUGCCUACAUGAGCGACAAAGAUUUGUUUGCUAAAUUUUAUAGGAAGAAGCUUGCUCAAGGACUUCUUUUUGACAAGAGUGCCAACGAUGAUCAUGAGAGAAGUAUUUUGACAAAAUUGAAGCAAAAAUGUUGUGGACAAUUUACACCAAAAAUGAUCAGGUGCAUUGAAGUUUUAAAGGAAUUUUAUCAAACUGAAACAAAGCACAGAAAGCUUACAUGGAUUUACUCCUUGGGUACCUAUAAUUUAAGUAGGAAAUUCGAACCAAAAACUGUGGAGCUGAUUGUUACAACCUACCAGGGCAUUACGUAAGUGCAGCAGCUCUAAUGUGGGCGAGCACAUAGAAUGAUAAAUUGAAGGAUAAAAUGUCAGCCGUUGUCACCGGUCUCUCUGCGUGUCAGCAAAAAAUUGGAACUGGAUAUGUCUCUUCAUUUCAUCUGAGUUUUUUGACAGAUUUGAAGCUAUUCAGCCUGUGUGGGCUCCCUAUUACACCAUUCACAAGGUUCAAUAGAAAAAAAACUUAUUUUACUUGCAAGUGCUUUCUUUAGGCCUCAAGACAUUAAUGAAAUUCUCUCUUUUGUUAACAAAAAAAUAAAUCUUUAACAGAUAUU